UAGUACAAAAGUUUUAUUUACUGAUCUGUGGUGGAAGUGAAAAUGAAGCCCAAAAAAGCCCAAAACAAAUUAUUUUUGUAAACCAUUAAGAAUCGUAUUUGAAAAUUAAAAGCUAAACAACAUUUAUUCUGAGAUAUUAUUACUAUGUUUUAACUGCUAAUCACUUAUUUUGAUAGCGACGUAAUUUUGUUAUCGUAAUAUACGGUGCUACAAAAAUGAGUUUGGUUGGAAAAAAAUGUGAAUCAAUAUCUCUUCUCGAACCAAAUAGAGAUGAAAUUAGACGCAGUGAGGUUACACCAGAUGAUGUUUUAAGGUUGGAUAAUAUCACGGAUACGUAUUUAUGCAGUCCUGAAGCCAAUGUAUACGAUAUAGACUUUACAAGAUUUAAAAUACGAGAUCUUGAAAGUGGCACUGUUCUAUUUGAGAUUGCAAAACCUCCUACAGAUUUUGGUGUUGAUACCGAGGGCUCUGAGGAAGUGCCAGAAGAACCACUUGACCCGAAUGCUGGUAGAUUUGUGCGAUAUCAGUUUACGCCACAGUUUUUGAAAUUAAAAACAGUAGGCGCUACAGUUGAGUUUACUGUGGGAGCUCGUCCUGUGAACCAUUUCAGAAUGAUAGAGAAACAUUUCUUCAGAGAUACAUUACUCAAGACUUUUGAUUUUGAGUUUGGAUUCUGCAUUCCAUUUUCAAGAAACACUUGCGAGCAUAUUUAUGAAUUCCCUUCUCUGCCGCCAGAUUUAGUUGAAGAAAUGAUAGCUGCACCAUUUGAGACAUGUUCCGAUAGCUUCUACUUUGUCGACAACAGUCUUGUCAUGCACAAUAAAGCAGAUUACGCCUACAAUGGAGGUAUAAACAAUUAAAGGCCUUAUUUGAACAAGUUUCCUUCACAUUUAAUUGUUAUUAAAAUUGGCACUAAAAAUCACUUAUUUUAUCAAUUAAAUUUUAUUGAUUAUA
This is a messenger RNA of Pararge aegeria (speckled wood butterfly), 954 nucleotides long. RefSeq names its product protein unc-119 homolog (gene unc-119). Lineage: Eukaryota; Metazoa; Arthropoda; Insecta; Lepidoptera; Nymphalidae. The transcript has 3 exons. Gene Ontology annotation, biological process: cilium assembly; lipoprotein transport; nervous system development. The record is from RefSeq and is a predicted model, not a curated record. Gene Ontology annotation, cellular component: cilium. Gene Ontology annotation, molecular function: lipid binding. Bases 216 to 860 code for a protein of 214 amino acids.